This is a messenger RNA of Aphidius gifuensis, 1125 nucleotides long. RefSeq lists its product as uncharacterized. NCBI's taxonomy places the organism in Eukaryota, Metazoa, Arthropoda, Insecta, Hymenoptera, Braconidae. The record is from RefSeq and is a predicted model, not a curated record. The transcript is spliced from 4 exons. The coding region runs from base 1 to 1125 and encodes 374 amino acids.
AUGAGAAGAAAAAGAAGAAAAAAAAGACGAAAUAGACAAAGACACAGACGUAAAUUAAAAAAUUAUAAUAAAAAAAUUUUAAAACAUCAUUUAACAUCACAGGUUGAUAAAUCACAAUUGUUAAUUCCAAAUAUUCAACCAAGAUCUCGUAAAGUUCGAGCAACUGUUAAAAAUUCAACAUCAUUGCUAAAAAAACGUCAAGAAUAUUAUGAUAAUAUAAAUAAAUUAUCAGACUAUAAUUCAAAUUAUUUAAAUUACGCAUCAACAGAUACAAAUUUAGAAAUAUCAACUGAUGAUAUGAUGCUUCUAGAUGAUUAUAAAUUAUCUGAUAAUAAACCAAUUGGUGCUUAUUCAUUCAACAGAUAUCCUGAUAAAUAUUAUUCUUACAAUUCAGCAUUACAAGAUCCACAAAUACAGUAUCAAAAUUAUGAUAACAAUGAGUUAAUUAAUACUCGUACAAUAUCAUCAUUUAAAAAUCAAAUAACAACACAAACUAGCUUAAUAGCUAAUCAUACAACUGCUAAACAAAUUAAUCAUCAAUCAAUAAAUUUGAAAAAAAAUGAAUCAGUAAUUAUCAGAGACAAUGAGACAUCAGUUCAAACAAAACAAGUAGCAAAUGAAAUAUUAAAUGAAAUUAUUGAACAGCUUGAAGAAAUCAAAAUCGAAAGAAAUUCAAAUAACCACAGGGAUGGUUUACCAUGUAAAAUAACUGGCUUAUGGAAAACAAGUCAAGCUGGUGUUGAUUUGAUGAUUAAAAUAACAAAUCAUACGUUAAAUAUUACUAUUGAAAAAUCUCAUGAUGUUGAUGAUUCAAAUGGACUUAAAAUAAUAAAUAAUACAUGGAAUAUUACUGGACAUGUUGCAUUUAAACGUGGUGCACCAUUUUAUUUAAUUGCCAGUAAUAAUCAUGUCAAAUCAUUGGCUGCAUUUGUUGGAGCAUGUAAAGUUUGUCAAGGUGUUGAUACAAUUGAAGGUGUCUGGACUGUAACACAUGAGCCAAAAAGUUGUCGUGAUUUUCAAAUUUCAACAAAUAUUUAUAAUGAUAUUUUUUAUAAAAAAAUAGAUAAUAUUAAUAAUAAAAAUACAUCUGGUAAAUAUAAUGAAACAUUAUAUGAUACUGAAUAA